CUCCCCACACAAUGUCCGUCCCAGCCCCCCUCCACCCCCUCGACCCGCUGUCGCCGGCCGAGAUCGCCGCAUGCGUCUCCGCCGUCAAGGCAAAGGUUAAGGAGAACGAGCACGGCGAACACCGCCUCUGGUUCAAGAGCAUCCAGCUUAUCGAGCCGCCCAAGAAGCUCCUCGCGCCCUGGCUUGACCAGUGGCACGCCGCCGGCCGCGGCCACCGCAACAUCCUCCCCCGCCUGCCCCGCAAUGCUGUCGUGCUCAUGGGCGUCAAGCGGCCCAAGUCGACGACAUGGUAUGAGAUCUUUGUCUCCCUCGACGGCAAGGCCAAGGUCACCGAGACCAUCUCGGCGCCCACCCACCUCCAUGUGCCUCCCGACAUGGCCGAGAUGAUGGCGGCCGAAGAGGCGCUGCUCAAGCACCCCGAGUUCCUGCGUGCCGUCGAGAAGAUGCAGCUGCCGCCGCACGCACGCGUCGUCGCCGACGGCUGGAUCUACGGCGCCGACUCGGAGGAGCGCACGAACCGCCACACGCCGUUCAUGGUGUACCUGAACCUGACGAACGGCGAGCACGAAGACUCGUGCCACUACAGCGCGCCGCUCCCCAUCGUGCCCGUCAUGAGCUCGGACGACUUCUCGCUCGUCCGCAUCGACUACUGCCCGAUCUUCGGGACGGGGGAGAAGACGAUCCUCGACCUCGACGGGCCCUUCCCGUGGCACCUGUACGUGACGAACGAGUACGACGCGGCGCUGGUCGAGGCGAGCGGCGUCGCCCUCCGCACCGACGUCAAGCCGUACCGCGUGAUCCAGCCCGAGGGCGCCUCGUUCUCGCUCGAGGGCCGCGUCAUCAACUGGCAGAAGUGGAGCUUCCACAUCGGCUUCAACUACCGCGAGGGCCCUGUGCUCAGCGACAUCCGCUACGACGGCCGCAAGGUGUUCUACCGCGUCUCCGUGUCCGACAUGACUGUGCCCUACGGCGACCCCCGCGCGCCCUACCACCGCAAGCAGGCGUUCGACCUCGGCGACAUCGGCGCCGGUCUCUGCGCCAACUCGCUCCAGCUCGGCUGCGACUGCCUCGGCGAGAUCCACUACCUCGACUUUGACCACUUCGGGGUCGACGGGCAGGCGCAGGCCAUCAAGGGUGCCGUGUGCAUCCACGAGCAGGACGAAGGCCUUGGGUGGAAGCACACCAACUUCCGCACGAACCGGCCCUCGGUCGUGCGCAACCGCGUCCUCGUCAUCCAGACGAUCAUCACCGUCGCAAACUACGAGUACAUUUUCGCGUGGAAGUUUGACCAAGCCGCCGGCGUGCACCUCGAAACCCGUGCGACGGGUAUCCUCUCGACCGCGGCGAUCUUGCCCGGCGAGACGUCGCCGUACGGCAACGUCGUGUCGCCCGGCGUGCUGGCCACGAACCACCAACACCUGUUCUCGGUGCGCAUCGACCCCUCGAUCGACGGGCACAACAACACGGUCGUGCAGGAAGACUCUGUGACGAUGCCGUACGACAAAGCGAACCCGCCCGAGAACAACCGGUGGGGUGUGGGCUACGUGGUCGAGAAGACGCCGGUGACGCGCUCGGGCGGCUACGACGCGGCGCCGGAGAAGAACCGCGUGUUCAAGAUCACGAACCCGAGCAAAAUCAACCCGAUUUCCGGCAAGCCGGUCGCGUACAAGCUCGUGCCGACGCCGUCGCAGCUCAUGAUCGCCCACCCCGACUCGAUCCAGUACGCGCGCGCCGAGUUCGGCGAGCACCACAUCUACGUCACCAAGUACCGCGACGGCGAGCUGUACGCGGGCGGCAAGUGGACGAACCAGAGCACGGGCAAUGCCGAGGGCAUGCGCGCGUACAUCGGGCGCGGGGACGCGGUCGAGAACGAAGACAUUGUCGUGUGGCACACCUUCGGGCUCACGCACAACCCCCGUGUCGAGGACUUCCCGGUCAUGCCGUGCGAGACGCACACGUUCUCCCUCAAGCCCAACGACUUCUUCUCCAAGAACCCGGCCAUCGACGUGCCCCCCUCCACGCAGACGUUCAACCAGUCCAACCUCUACAAGGCGGGAUGCGCGGGGUGCAAGGACGGCGGGUGCGGGUGCCAGGCCAAGGGCAUCGCGUGCAAGUGCAAGGCCGGCGAGUGCAACCGCACCGGCAAGCUCUAGGGAACAGUAGUCAGCAGAUUGUAUUGGACAGGCAUGAGGCGCGCAUGAGGUGACGUAUGAGGCAAUGCAUCGGAUCCGUUUGGUA
Molecule: messenger RNA, 2238 nt
Organism: Cutaneotrichosporon oleaginosum
Lineage: Eukaryota; Fungi; Basidiomycota; Tremellomycetes; Trichosporonales; Trichosporonaceae
Biological process (GO): amine metabolic process
Molecular function (GO): copper ion binding; quinone binding; primary methylamine oxidase activity
Source: RefSeq, a predicted model, not a curated record